This is a messenger RNA of Thamnophis sirtalis, 811 nucleotides long. Lineage: Eukaryota; Metazoa; Chordata; Lepidosauria; Squamata; Natricidae. The record is from RefSeq and is a predicted model, not a curated record.
CCCAAGGUCAAAACAACCCUGAUAUGACCCUCAAUGAAAUCAAGUUUGACACCUCUGAUAUAUAUUAAUAUUCUUGACACCAUUAUCUAUUUCACAGGUAAAUAUAGUUGAAUAUGAUAGGUAUACUUUGAAAAGGUAUCAGUUUUAACUAGUUAUGCAUAUUAUGUAUCUUUGAUAUAUUAUAGAUUGAUUAUGGACGAGGUGCCCAAAAGCAGUAAUAACAAUUUAUCAACAUCUCCACAAGUAGCAUCUUUACAAGGUACCACUCUACAGGAAGCUCAACUUUCUCAUGUUUCUCAACAGAUGUCUCUUAGAGGUCCAACUCCACUAACAGUGGUACAUCUGUCUGGAGAUCAGGUUCAGGGAGUCAUUCACACAGCUCAGACCUCCUCUGUGAUUCACUCACCACAAGGACAGUCAGUACAGGUGUCAUUAUCAGAGAAUGAUGAUUCACAAGACUCUUCGGAUAGUAUGGACUCUUCCCAAAAAGCAAGAGGUCUCUUAGCACGCCGUCCAUCAUACAGGAAAAUCUUUAACGAUCUUUCUUCUGAGGAUACAAGGGAUAGGAAAGGAGAUGAGUCGAAUUCGGUGGUCACUUCAGUGCCUGUCACUACACCUGUUUAUCAGACCAGCACUGGUCAAUAUAUUGCCAUUGCCCCAAAUGGACCGUUACAGCUGAGCAGUCCAGGUGCGGAGAGUGUCCAGGGCUUACAGACCUUCACAAAUGCUGCUGGGACUCCACUAUUGCAGUAUGUGCAGACAUCUGAUGGCCAGCAGAUACUGGUACCAAGUAAUCAGGUAGUGGUGCAAA